Amorphotheca resinae ATCC 22711 is the source of this 822-nucleotide messenger RNA. RefSeq lists its product as hypothetical. Bases 1 to 615 code for a protein of 204 amino acids. The record is from RefSeq and is a predicted model, not a curated record. Lineage: Eukaryota; Fungi; Ascomycota; Leotiomycetes; Helotiales; Amorphothecaceae. The transcript is spliced from 3 exons. Gene Ontology annotation, cellular component: multivesicular body; ESCRT III complex. Gene Ontology annotation, biological process: protein transport; endosome transport via multivesicular body sorting pathway; late endosome to vacuole transport.
AUGUCGGGUCUUGAGAAAGCGCUGUUUAACUUGAAGUUUACAGCGAAACAACUCAAUAGACAAGCUGCGAAAGCCGGCAAAGAUGAGAAGACAGAGAAGGAUAAACUCAAAAAGGCAAUCCAACAAGGGCACACCGACAUCGCCCGAAUCUACGCGCAGAACUGCAUCCGCAAAUCCAACGAACGUCUCAAUCUCCUGCGUCUCGGAAGCCGCAUCGACGCCGUCGCGAGCCGCGUACAAACCGCCGUAACAAUGCGUCAAGUAACAGGCAGCAUGGCGAACGUCGUACGAGGCAUGGACCAAGCCAUGAAAGCCAUGGACCUAGAAAAGAUCUCGGCCGUCAUGGAUCGUUUCGAGACCCAGUUUGAGGAUCUGGAUGUGGCCGCGGGGUAUUAUGAGAAUGCGACGGCGGAGGCGACGGCGGUUGGCACGCCCCAGGAUGAUGUGGAUAGGUUGAUGAAUCAGGUUGCCGAUGAGGCGGGUGUGGAGUUGAGAAAUGAGAUGGAGGGUGUGAAGGUUGAUAAUGCUGCGGUGAAGGUUAAGAGUGGUGGACCUGGGGUUUCGGAGGUCGAGGAGGAUGGCUUGGGGGAGAGGUUGAGGGCUUUGAGGUCGUGAGACCUGUGAGUGAGAGCUGUGGGGGUGAGGGCUGUGGGAGUGACUGAGUGAGUGCCGCUGCUGUGCUUUGCGAUUUUGAUACAUGGGAUAGGAAGGGGGUUGGGCGUUUAUGGGGAAGGCGUUUCUUUUUUGGGGAGCGAAUUGUCAUAUUCGGGUCUUCUUCUUUUGCGCUGUAUCGGGAUUGGUAGAUACAGUAUAUGACAUAAC